CAAGAAAUGAAACAUUUUUAUUUUAUUUUCUCCUCGGACAUAAGAUAAAACAAGACAACUCUUUAUUUCGUCUCUCCGACAGUAGCAGUCUUCGCCGGGAAUUUUUUUUUUCUCCGGUAGCCAUGCUCCGAACUAUCUCUUGUUCCGCUUCUCUCAGCUCUUCCUCUCCCUUCUUCCGCUUCUUCCGCCACUUCCCUCGCUCCCUAUCAUCGUCUACAGCCACUCUCCGUGGCCCUGCUCGCAACCUUCGCCGGAUUUCAUCUCCUUCAGCCGCCGGAAGACGUGUCUUCCUCCGACGAGGGUUUAGGGUUUCUUCCCCCGCAGGUGGCGGUGUCAAUGGGAAGUUCUCUCGCCUCUCUGUUCGCGCCGUCGCCACACAACCCGCACCAUCUUAUCCUGAUGUAAGUCAAGAUGAGGCUGAGAAGCUUGGGUUUGAGAAAGUAUCUGAAGAGUUUAUCUCAGAGUGUAAAUCAAAGGCGACUCUCUUUAAACACAAGAAAACUGGUUGUGAGGUUAUGUCUGUAUCAAAUGAGGAUGAGAACAAGGUGUUCGGCAUUGUUUUAAGGACUCCUCCAAAAGAUUCCACUGGCAUUCCGCACAUACUGGAACAUAGCGUUCUAUGUGGAUCAAGAAAGUACCCGCUUAAAGAGCCAUUCGUUGAACUACUUAAGGGAAGCUUGCAUACUUUCCUUAACGCCUUCACGUAUCCUGAUAGGACCUGUUACCCAGUUGCUUCCACAAACACAAAGGACUUUUACAAUCUGGUCGAUGUGUAUUUGGAUGCUGUUUUCUUCCCCAAGUGUGUGGAGGACGUUCACACUUUUCAGCAAGAGGGCUGGCACUAUGAGCUUAAUGAUCCCUCUGAAGACAUAUCUUACAAAGGUGUUGUAUUUAAUGAGAUGAAAGGUGUCUAUUCACAGCCUGAUAAUAUUUUAGGGCGAAUUGCUCAGCAGGCCUUAUCUCCAGAAAACACAUAUGGUGUUGACAGUGGAGGUGAUCCAAAAGAUAUCCCUAAGCUGACAUUCGAGGAGUUCCAGGAGUUCCACCGUAAGUAUUAUCACCCAAGCAACGCCAGAAUCUGGUUCUAUGGAGAUGAUGAUCCAGUUCAGCGCCUUCGUGUCUUGAGUGAAUACUUGGACAUGUUUGAAGCAAGCCCAUCUCGAGAUAGUUCAAAGAUUGAAACUCAAAAGCUUUUCUCUAAACCUAUCAGAAUAGUUGAGAAAUAUCCCGCUGGUCGAGAUGUUGAUCUCACAAAGAAAAACAUGGUGUGCGUUAACUGGCUAUUGUCCGAGAAGCCCUUGGACUUGCAAACUCAGCUCGCACUUGGGUUCUUGGAUCAUCUUAUGCUGGGAACUCCUGCUUCACCACUAAGGAAAAUAUUGCUGGAAAGCGGUUUAGGAGAAGCUCUUGUCAGUAGUGGGAUGUCAGACGAACUUCUGCAGCCCCAGUUCAGUGUUGGGAUGAAAGGUGUGUCUCAAGAUAACGUUCAAAAGGUUGAAGAGUUGAUCAUGGAUACCCUGAAGAAGCUGGCAGAAGAAGGGUUUGACAAUGAUGCUGUGGAGGCAUCCAUGAAUACAAUUGAGUUUUCUCUGAGGGAAAACAAUACAGGAUCUUUCCCUCGUGGUCUAUCUCUUAUGCUCCAAUCUAUUGCAAAAUGGAUAUACGAUAUGGAUCCUUUUGAGCCAUUAAAGUACACGGAACCAUUGAAAGCCCUGAAAGCCAGGAUAGCUGAGGAAGGUUCCAAGGCUGUCUUUUCUCCAUUGAUAGAGCAGUUUAUUUUGAAUAACUCGCAUCGUGUUACCAUAGAGAUGCAGCCUGAUCCUGAAAAAGCUUCACAAGAGGAAGCGGAAGAGAAAAGUAUUCUGGAAAAAGUCAAGGCAGGUAUGACAGAAGAGGAUCUUGCAGAGCUAGCGCGUGCUACAGAGGAGCUGAGAUUGAAACAAGAGACUCCUGACCCUCCUGAAGCACUGAGAUGUGUCCCAAGUUUGAGCUUGAGUGACAUCCCAAAAGAACCUACUUAUGUUCCCACUGAGGUUGGAGAUAUUAAUGGUGUGAAGGUUUUGCGGCAUGACCUCUUCACAAAUGAUAUUGUCUACGCCGAAGUAGUCUUUGAUAUGGGUUCGCUGAAACAUGAGCUUCUUCCACUAGUACCACUUUUCUGUCAAUCACUAAUGGAGAUGGGCACAAAAGAUUUGAGUUUUGUGCAACUGAAUCAGUUGAUUGGAAGGAAAACUGGAGGAAUAUCAGUUUAUCCCCUUACCUCAUCUGUGAGGGGCAAGGCUGAACCUUGCAGCAAAUUUGUUGUACGUGGAAAAUCGAUGGCUGGGCGUGCUGAAGACCUUUUUAACCUGAUGAACUGCUUGUUGCAAGAAGUUCAGUUUACAGAUCAGCAGCGGUUCAAACAGUUCGUCUCUCAAAGCAUAGCACGGAUGGAGAAUCGAUUGAGAGGAAGUGGUCAUGGAGUUGCUGCUGCGAGGAUGGAUGCAAUGUUGAACGUUGCUGGAUGGAUGUCUGAACAGAUGGGUGGUCUCAGUUACCUUGAAUUCUUGCAUACUCUUGAAAAGAAGGUGGAUGAAGACUGGGAAGGGAUAUCAUCUUCUCUUGAAGAGAUCAGGAGAUCUCUCCUUGCCAGGAACGGUUGCAUAGUUAACAUGACUGCAGAUGGCAAGUCUUUCACCAACAUAGAAAAAUCUGUUGAGAAGUUUCUAGAUUUACUCCCUGAAACUCCAUCUGGUGGGCUAGUCACUUGGGACGGUCGACUUUCUCUCAGAAACGAAGCCAUUGUAAUACCAACCCAGGUUAACUAUGUUGGAAAAGCAGGUAACAUAUACAGCACAGGGUAUGAGCUUGAUGGAAGUGCAUAUGUGAUAUCAAAGCAUAUUAGCAAUACAUGGUUAUGGGACCGUGUACGUGUAAGUGGUGGUGCAUAUGGAGGUUUCUGUGAUUUCGAUUCACAUUCAGGAGUGUUUUCGUUCUUGUCUUACCGUGAUCCAAACUUGUUGAAGACACUUGACAUAUAUGAUGGAACUGGAGACUUCUUACGUGGCCUUGAUGUGGAUCAAGAGACGCUCACUAAAGCUAUCAUUGGAACCAUCGGUGAUGUUGAUUCAUACCAGUUACCUGAUGCCAAAGGUUAUAGCAGUUUGAUGAGGCAUUUACUUGGAGUAACAGACGAGGAAAGGCAAAGAAAGCGUGAAGAGAUACUAACAACAAGCUUAAAAGACUUUAAGGAGUUCGCAGAAGCAAUAGAUGUGGUUAGAGACAGAGGUGUUGCGGUGGCUGUGGCAUCCGCAGAAGACAUUGAUGCGGCGAACCAAGCACGUUCCAACUUCUUCGAGGUUAAGAAAGCUCUCUAAGUUGACAACUUUUACUGUGAUAAGAUUGAGAAUCUCUUUUAGAUUUGUUUCUCUACUGCCAGUGAAUGUCUUGGCAAAGCUAAUAUAUUAUUUGCCCAACAGUAUGGACGUUCACAAAUAAUAAUGAAGCAUUUCUUUCACUUUCAACUUAUUUUCGCUGUUGAAAAUUAUCAGAAACUUUUACAAAAAAUGAGUAUUGAUAUUUGAAAUUGUUUAGACGAUCAUUUCAGUUCAUGUAAUCGCCGAGUUACUUCAUUAAUCUGAUUAUUAGAAUUUCU
Molecule: messenger RNA, 3634 nt
Organism: Eruca vesicaria subsp. sativa (arugula)
Lineage: Eukaryota; Viridiplantae; Streptophyta; Magnoliopsida; Brassicales; Brassicaceae
Source: the annotation of a GenBank genome assembly